AUGAAUUUCCAUAUUCUAUUAUUAUUUUUAAUACUUCCAUAUUUAACAAAUGGAGAUACUUGUAAAACUCUAAGUUGUGGAUCGACAUGUAAAAGUGGAUCAGACUUGGAAUGUAGUUAUGAUAGUUAUUGUAAUAAAUCAACAUUUAUCACUGAAUGCAGCUCAUGGCAAAACUGUCCGGUUGGACAAUACUGUGGUGACGAUGGAAAGUGUUUGGCUAGAGUCGCCAUGAAUGCAACUUGUACCGAUUCUCUUGAAUGUCCACAUUUCUCAGAUUGUAUUUCCCCAGCUUCGGGCCAACCGACUAUCUGUGUACCCUAUUACUCUCAAACACUCGUCGGUUCAAAAUGUUCAAGUUUUGAUAAUGCUUGGAGUACAUGUGCACCAAAUCUAUUCUGUUCCCAAGUAUCUGGUACUUGUCAAAUUGUGCCAGCUCAAACUUCAACAACUGUCAAUUGUGUCUCGGCAUCGGCUGGAACAUCGUUAUGUUCAGAAUUAGAGACAUGUGCAUGUUAUGGUAACUCUACUGGUGUGUGUAUGCUUAAAGGUAACUCGGGAGAUUCAGACUGCCAGGCCGCACUCAAAGUACUACAUGGAUGCGAACAAAGUAAAGGGUGCUACGACUCGGGUAUCUAUACUCCCAAAGGAUGUGCACGUCAGAAUUGUAUUACAGAGUAUUGUGAUAUGGCAUCCAAGUGUACCUAUGGACCAGACUCUGAAGAAAACAAUAUAGCUUGUGGAAGAGGUAAUAUCCAACGUUGUGAUGGUACUCGUGCAACCAAUGUUCCAGUCCUUCCACCUACCACUACUAGUAGUAGUACAACUACUGCCAGUAGUACAACUACAAGUGGUUCUACUACCACUACAGGAGCAUCGUCAACUACAACUACCACAACCAAACCAAGUUCAUCUACUCAAACGUCAACAUACUCUUCUUCAUCCACCUACUCCACAUCCGCCAGUUCAACAACUGCUGGAACUACUACCAGUGGAACUACAGCUACAACCGCAACAACAUCUGGUGCAACUACUUCCAAUCCAACUACCUCUUCUUCGACAACUACCACUUCUCCAUCAUCUACAUCAUCUACAUCAUCUACAUCAACUACAACAGAUAGAGCAACAGGAACAGAUACACAAACUGGAACAACAACUGAUAUGGGAACAACUACACUCGGCUUAUCUCCAACACUCUCUGCACCCAUUACAACUGUUGCUAUCUUGAUGACAGCAAUAUUAAUACUCCUUUAA
Cavenderia fasciculata is the source of this 1251-nucleotide messenger RNA. RefSeq lists its product as uncharacterized. The record is from RefSeq and is a predicted model, not a curated record. Lineage: Eukaryota; Evosea; Eumycetozoa; Acytosteliales; Cavenderiaceae. The transcript has 3 exons. The coding region runs from base 1 to 1251 and encodes 416 amino acids.